AUGACAGGAGAGGAUGGCAAUGGAAACCUAACACCAGAAGCCAUGAUAGCUUUCAUGAGCAUCGCCUUACUAAUUGCCCUGUUCCUGCUCAACUCAGAUCGCAUUCAGAAAGCCAUUGAGAUAUGCAGCGAAUGUUUGAUUCUGGCAAAUAACACCGAUCGAAACAGCAAAGACCAAUUUAAUUCACAACUGCAACAAUUUUACAGCGCCAUCUAUGAAGUUCUUUUCAGCGCUUAUCGUAGUAUCUCUGACUACAUAAGUGUGGAAAGAUACGGCAGGAAACUUCUUGUCUUAUGCAGCGAGUCUGGUGACUUAGUAAAAGAAGGAAAUGUAAGCAUAGCUCUAGCAGAGAUUUUUGAGAGUCAAAACAGGUUUACAGAUGCCAAACAACUUUAUGAAAAAGCAGUUGAUAUAAAGAGACAAACUGGUGAAAAAACUGACGAAGCAAGCGCCUGCGAAAGAUGCGGAGAUAUGUUUUAUAAACUUAACGAAAACCAAAGAGCGAAGGAGUAUUUUGAGAGAGCCCUUGCCAUAAGAACCGAAAUUGGCGACAAAACAGGAGAAGCAUCAUGUUAUGGAAACCUUGGUUCUGUGUUUCGGUCGCUCGGGCAAUACGACAAGGCUAAAGAGUAUCUCCAAAAAGCGCUUGUCAUCGCAACUGAAAUGGGUGACAGAGAAGGAGAGGCAUCAUGUUAUGGAAACCUUGGUUCUGUGUUUCAGAUUCUCGGGCAAAAUGACAAGGCUAAAGAGUAUCUCCAAAAAGCGCUUGUCAUCACAACUGAAAUUGGCGACAGACAAGGAGAGGCAUCAUGUUAUGGAAGCCUAGGUACUGUGUUUCAGUCGCGCGGGCAAUACGACAAGGCUAAAGAGUAUCUCCAAAAAGCGCUUGUCAUCAUAACUGAAAUUGGCGACAGAGUAGGAGAGGCAUCAUGUUAUAGAAUCCUUGGUUUUGUGUUUCGAUCGCUCGGGAAAUACGACAAGGCUAAAGAGUAUCUCCAAAAAGCGCUUGUCAUCGCAACUGAAAUGGGCGACAGAGUAGGAGAGGCAUCAUGUUAUAGAAUCCUAGGUUCUGUGUUUCGGUCGCUCGGGCAAUACCACAAGGCUAAAGAGUAUCUCCAAAAAGCGCUUGUCAUCGCAACUGAAAUGGGCGACAAAGUAGGAGAGGCAUCAUGUUAUGGAAACCUAGGUACUGUGUUUCAGUCGCUCGGGCACUACGACAAGGCUAAAGAGUAUUAUAAAAAAGCGUUUGUCAUCAAAUCUGAAAUUGGCGACAGACAAGGAGAGGCAUCAUGUUAUGGAAACCAAGGUACUGUGUUUCAGGCGCUCGGGCAAUACGACAAGGCUAAAGAGUAUCUCCAAAAAGCGCUUGUCAUUACAACUGAAAUUGGCGACAGAAAAGGGGAGGCAUCAUGUUAUGGAAACCUAGGUACUGUCUUUCAGUCACUCGGGCAAUACAACAAGGCUAUAGAGUAUCACCAAAAAGCGGUUGUUAUCAGAAUUGAAAUUGGCGACAUUGAAGGAGAGGCAGCUGACUACGGAAACCUGGGUACUGUGUUUCAAUCGCUCGGGCAAUACAACAAGGCCAUAGGGUAUCUUCAAAAAGCACUUGUCGUCACAACUGAAAUUGGCGACAGAGAAGGAGAGGCAUCAUGUUAUGGAAACCUAGGUUCUGUGUUUCAGUCGCUCGGGCAAUACGACAAGGCCAAAGAGUAUCUCCAAAAAGCGGUUGUUAUCAGAAGUGAAAUUGGCGACAUUAAAGGAGAGGCAGUUGACUACGGAAACCUGGGUAUUGUGUUUCAGUCGUGCGGGCAAUACGACAAGGCUACAGAGUAUCUCCAAAAAGCGCUCGUCAUCACAACUGAAAUUGGCAACAAAAAAGGAGAGGCAUCAUGUUAUGGAAACCAAGGUACUGUGUUUCAGGCGCUCGGGCAAUACGACAAGGCUAAAGAGUAUCUCCAAAAAGCGCUUGUCAUUACAACUGAAAUUGGCGACAGAAAAGGGGAGGCAUCAUGUUAUGGAAACCUAGGUACUGUCUUUCAGUCACUCGGGCAAUACGACAAGGCUAAAGAACAUUUCCAUAAAGCCCUUGUCAUCAGAACUGAAAUUGGCGACAGAGAAGGAGAAGCAUUGUGUUAUGUAAACCUAGGGACUGUGUUUCAGUUUCUCGGGCAAAACGACAAGGCUAUAGAGUAUCAUAAAAAAGCGUUCGUCAUCACAACUGAAAUUGGCGACAGAAAAGGAGAGGCAUUAUGUUAUGGAAACCUAGGAGCUGUCUUUCAGGUGCUCGGGCAGUACGACAAGGCUAUAGAGUAUCUCCAAAAAGCGCUUGUCAUCACAACUGAAAUUGGCGACAGAAAAGGAGAGGCAUUUUGUUAUGGAAAUCUAGGUACUGUGUUUCAGUCGCUCGGGCAAUAUGACAAGGCUAGAGAGUAUCACCAAAAAGCAGUUGUUAUCAGAAUUGAAAUUGGCGACAUUAAGGGAGAGGCAGCUGACUACGGAAACCUAGGUACAGUGUUUCAGUUGCUCGGGAAAUACGAGAAGGCUAAAGAGUAUCUCCAAAAAAAAGCUUUAUCCAUAUCCAGAGAUAUUGGAGAUAGAAGAAUGGUGUUCAAAAUCCUUCAAGAAUACGCCGUUUUGUAUUUAUUACAAGAGAAAACCACUGACUCCCUUUCCUUUCUUCAACAGUGCAUUGAAAAGUACGAGGAGCUGAGAUAUUUCUUGGGCGCCAAUGAUCAGUUCAAAACAUCAUUUCUGGAGGACUCAGGAAUAUUUCCCUACAAGCUGCUUUGUACUCUGCUUUGUUACACUGGAAAAAUUCGUGAUGCUCUUUAUGUUGAGGAGUUGAGUCGAGCUAGAGGCCUAUCAGACUUGAUGGCAGAGAAGUACUCCGUUGAAAUGAACACCUCUGCUAAUCCACAAUCUUGGUUUGGCAUUGAAAACAUUUUUAGAAAGAGAAAUAACUGUACUUGUCUGUACAUUUCUUAUUUUCAGAAUCAUCUGCAUUUGUGGGUCUUGAAAACAAGUGGAGUCCUUCACCAUAGAAGAAUAUCACUAGAAGAGAAUCUAGUUCAGGCUGGGUUGCCCAAAGAUUUGCCUUUGAGUAAAUUUUUGGCUAAUAAUUUCCGGAGUCUUGGUAUUUUGCCCAUUGAAGAUUGUGAAGAUCGGUCUUUAAAUAUGGUUGAAUUGCAACCUCUCUCUCCUCAACAAAAGAGGUCAGAAAGAUUGCGACUCUUGGAAGAGGACGAGAGAGUCAUUUCAAGUCUACCUUUGUGUUACAAAAUGUUUAUUGCCCCCGUUUACGAUUUGCUCGAGGAGCCUGAAGUUAUUAUUGUUCCUGACCGCAGUUUGUACAAAGUUCCCUUUGCUGCCCUAAGAGAAAAGGACGGAACCAAAUACCUGUCGGAGACUCAUAGGAUUCGUGUCAUUCCUUCUUUGACGACACUCAAGAUGAUUCAAGAUAGCCCAGAGGACUAUCACAGCAACACUGGUGCCUUGAUAAUAGGCAAUCCCGAGGUUGAUCGGCUGCCAUCAUUGCCAGGUGCAAGAAAAGAAGCGGAGAUGGUCGGACGAUUAGUGAGUGUUCCGCCUCUGCUAGAAAAGGAAGCAACGAAGCAGGCGGUGCUUGAGCGGAUAAGUUCAGUGAGCCUGAUACAUAUUGCUGCCCAUGGUAACGCCGAGAGGGGAGAAAUUGCCCUCUCCCCCAUUCCUACUCCCAACAAUCGAAACGCUGUCCCUCCACAGGAAGCUUACAUGUUGACGAUGGCUGAUGUCUCACGAGUAAAAGUCAGAGCUAAACUGGUGGUACUUAGCUGCUGUCACAGUGGAAGUGGAGAGAUUAGAGCCGAGGGAGUCAUAGGAAUUGCCCGUGCGUUCUUAGCAUCUGGUGCCCGCUCGGUGUUGGUUGCGCUGUGGGCUAUUUCAGACUCAGCAACAGAGAAGCUAAUGAGUCGGUUUUACGAACACCUUGUUAAAGGAAAAAGUGCCAGUGAAUCCCUUCAUCAGGCCAUGAAGUGGAUGAGAAAAAACGGCUUGACCAAAGUGUCUGAGUGGGCUUCGUUUACGCUGAUUGGAGAUGAUGUGAGACUCAAGUUUGACAUGCAGAGGAAAGAAGACCCCGACGGAUGAAUGAUGAGAAUACCUUGAAGGAAACAGACCUCAGAGACUUUUAAAUGGA
Molecule: messenger RNA, 4174 nt
Organism: Pocillopora verrucosa
Lineage: Eukaryota; Metazoa; Cnidaria; Anthozoa; Scleractinia; Pocilloporidae
Source: RefSeq, a predicted model, not a curated record